Molecule: messenger RNA, 387 nt
Organism: Mycena indigotica
Lineage: Eukaryota; Fungi; Basidiomycota; Agaricomycetes; Agaricales; Mycenaceae
Product: HIG1 domain family member 2A
Exons: 3
Coding region: 1-387 (128 amino acids)
Source: RefSeq, a predicted model, not a curated record
AUGUGCCUGUUGGCGCAUUCCUCACUGUCGGAAACCUCGUCAUGGCCGUCAGUUGCAAUGCAAGGCCUGACCAUCGUCGCACUCCUUGUUGGAGCCUCUCGGAUGGGUGAACUCGAUUGGGGGCCCGACAGAUUCCAACGCGUUGUUCACUGGGACCUCCGCCAACUUCUUUUGCAGGAACAAACCGCAUUUUGGGCCCGAAAAAGUGCAGCUCAGUUGAUGGACGAAAUCGAGACAAAUGUCUUUGGCAAAGGCGUCAUGGCCAAACGAGACGGGGAGCUGGCCGACGUAGAAACGUCUGGAGGGCCAAAAAAGUCUCGGGGGUGGUUGGGCGGACGGGGGAAAUCGAAACCACCGCCAAAAGUCGACGACGAAAAUGCAUUGUAA